CAGCCCUGUUAUCGAUACACCCGCAAAUCGCUGGCAAAAAAAGAAGCAUCGCGUUUUUUUGGUGAAAAUUGUCGCAAAAGCGUUUCGAAAGUUGGCACGGUAAUUGGCACUCGCAGCGGAGAACUAUACCUGCCGGCAAGGAUUGCCAGACAACCGAGUCCCGUCCAGGAUCGCCGAGAAGUCCAGCUCAAAAGGUGUCCCCAUCAGCGUGUUUUUGUGUGCCGGUGGCCAAGGAACGCUCCACGGUAAUUCAAGAAGUUCGCAACGAAAACGAAUUCACGGCAAGAUGAGUCGCAGACGGGCCCAUGAUACGGAGGAUGAGGGCUAUGAUCACCGGCGCAACAAGCGUAGACGUGUGUCGGAGAACCAGGAGAUCGAGGAUCGUUUGGAGUCGCUGAUCCUGCGUGUGGGCGAGCGGAGCACCUCCUCCGUGGAGUCCAAUCUGGAGGGACUCGUUUCCGUUCUGGAGGCCGAUCUGGGCACCUUUCGCCUCAAGAUCCUGCGUAUCCUGUCCGAUUGUGCCGUGCGAAUGCCCGAAAAGUGCACCGUUUACACCACGCUGGUGGGCCUGCUCAAUGCCAAGAACUACAAGUUUGGCGGAGAGUUCGUGGAUCACAUGGUGAAGACCUUCAAGGAAUCCCUCAAGAUGUGCCGCUGGGAUGCCGCCCGCUAUUCGCUGCGCUUCCUGGCCGAUCUGGUCAACUGCCACGUCAUCUCGGCCACCAGUCUGCUCCAGCUGCUGGACACCAUGAUCGAUGUGUCCAACGAGGACACAGUGCCCCAGGUGCGGCGCGAUUGGUUCGUCUUUGCUGUGCUGUCCACAUUGCCCUGGGUGGGACGUGACCUGUAUGAGAAGAAGGAGUCUGCCCUGGAGUCGCUAUUACUGCGCAUCGAGGUCUAUCUGAACAAACGCUCGAAGAAGCAUCACAAUGCGCUGCGGGUGUGGUCCUCGGAUGCGCCACAUCCACAGGAGGAGUACUUGGACUGCCUGUGGGCCCAGAUACGCAAGUUGCGGCAGGACAACUGGGCGGAGAAGCAUAUACCACGACCCUACUUGGUCUUCGAUUCUAUACUUUGCGAGGCACUGCAGCACAAUCUGCCAGCGAUUGUACCGCCGCCGCAUCAUGAUAACUUUGAGUACCCCAUGCCCUGGGUGGUGUACCGCAUGUUCGACUACACCGACUGCCCCGAUGGGCCCAAUCUGCCGGGUGCCCAUUCGAUAGAGCGCUUCCUGAUUGAGGAGCAUCUGCAUCAUAUUAUUGAGACAUACCAUCACGAGCGCAAGGACUGCGCCGCCCAGCUGCUCAGCUUCCCGUUCAAGCAUAAGAUUCCGCUGGAGUACUGCAUCGUCGAGGUGAUCUUCGCCGAGCUCUUUCACAUGCCCACACCACGCUACCUGGACAUAUGCUACGGCUCCAUUCUGAUCGAACUGUGCAAACUGCAGCCGGCCACGCUGCCCCAGGUCCUGGCCCAGGCCACCGAGAUUCUGUUCAUGCGGAUCGACUCGAUGAACACGUCCUGCUUCGACCGGUUCGUCAAUUGGUUCUCCUACCAUCUGAGCAACUUUAAGUUCACGUGGUCCUGGGACGAGUGGGACAGCUGCCUGCUGCUCGACGGCGAGCACCCGCGGCCCAAGUUCAUCCAGGAGGUGCUGCAGAAAUGCCUGCGCCUUUCGUAUCACCAGCGCAUCACCGAGAUGAUGCCCACGACGUACGCCAAGCUGAUCCCCAUGACGCCCGUGCCCAAUUACAAGUACGCCAACGAGGAGGCAGCAAGUCUGCCGGGUACCACGGUGGCCCAUCAACUGGUGGUGGCCAUCCGGCAGAAAUGCACGCCCGAGGAGGUGGUCAACAUCCUGAAGGACAUCCCGAGCAGCGGCUACAGCGGUGAGGAGAUGUCCGACGGCAGCUUUAAUGCCCUGAAAAUCGAUGUAUUCGUCCAGACGCUGCUGAAUUUGGGCUCGAAGUCGUUCUCGCACAGCUUCGCGGCCAUUUCCAAGUUCCAUUCGGUAUUCCGCGCCCUGGCCGAAACGGAGGAGGCACAGAUCUGCAUCCUGCACAACAUCUACGAGCUGUGGUCCUCGCACCAGCAGAUGAUGGUUGUUUUGAUCGACAAGCUGCUCAAGCUGCAGAUCGUCGACUGCUCGGCGGUGGCCACGUGGAUAUUCUCCAAGGAGAUGACCGGCGAGUUCACCAAAAUGUAUCUCUGGGAGAUUCUCCACCUGACGAUCAAGAAGAUGAACAAGCAUGUGAUCAAGCUGAAUUCCGAAUUGAGCGAGGCCAAGGACAAGCUUGCGAAGGCGGACUCUUCGUCCAGCGAUUCGGAGGAUGAUGCUUCACACAAGAGGAAGAAGCCUAUCACACAUGCCGACAAACCCUCCGAGGAGGUGGUCGAGCGCAUGGAGGAGAAAUUGGAGGCGGCGAAUGUGAACCAGAAGCGUCUGUUCCUCAUCGUCUUCCAGCGAUUCAUCAUGAUCCUCUCCGAGCAUCUUCUGCGCUCCGAUACGGACGGCCGUGAUCCUGAUACGGAUUGGUACCGCUGGACCAUUGGGCGACUGCAACAGGUCUUCCUCAUGCAUCAUGAGCAAGUUCAGAAGUACAGCAGCACACUGGAAACGCUGCUUUUCACAUCCGACCUGGACACACACAUAUUGGAGGUGUUCCAACAGUUUGUGGCCCUGCGUGCCUAAAGGAGGAGCAGCUGGAAAAGCUGACCACCUAAGCCCCAUUUCCCCACCCAAUCGUUUUUUCAAACGCCUUUGAGUUGAGUUUUUUUGUAACCCUUUUAAAAUAUAUAUGUGAAGAAUUUGAGUUUGUAAAGUUCGCCUUGAUAAGACGAACUAAUCAGGUCAGUUUGCUCUAAGAAUAUGAUUUUGGUCAAGUAACUGGCCUAUCCACAUCCCCAUACACAGAAAUACUUUGUAUUAAAGAUACUUUUUUAUCAUUUGCAAACGACGAUACAAGUUAACAACAAGAAAGAAAAGAGAUAAAACAAAUAAAGUCGAAUAGGGUUGAUCUUUACCAUGGUAAGGAUCAAGAAGGACAUCAAAGUACAA
Messenger RNA from Drosophila suzukii, 3055 nucleotides. RefSeq names its product Nuclear cap-binding protein subunit 1 (gene Cbp80). NCBI's taxonomy places the organism in Eukaryota, Metazoa, Arthropoda, Insecta, Diptera, Drosophilidae. Gene Ontology annotation, cellular component: nuclear cap binding complex; nucleus. The record is from RefSeq and is a predicted model, not a curated record. Gene Ontology annotation, molecular function: protein binding; mRNA binding; RNA cap binding. Gene Ontology annotation, biological process: mRNA export from nucleus; nuclear-transcribed mRNA catabolic process, nonsense-mediated decay.